Messenger RNA from Oppia nitens, 2015 nucleotides. RefSeq names its product ectonucleoside triphosphate diphosphohydrolase 4-like. The record is from RefSeq and is a predicted model, not a curated record. Gene Ontology annotation, molecular function: nucleoside diphosphate phosphatase activity. Bases 33 to 2009 code for a protein of 658 amino acids. Gene Ontology annotation, biological process: nucleoside diphosphate catabolic process. Gene Ontology annotation, cellular component: membrane. The transcript has 2 exons. NCBI's taxonomy places the organism in Eukaryota, Metazoa, Arthropoda, Arachnida, Sarcoptiformes, Oppiidae.
CUAAUUGAUGUGAUAAUUUGGUAGUCAAUUGAAUGGCGCUUACAAUGGGCUCACAUUCAAUGACAAACCAUUGGAGCGAUCGAUACAAUGGAAAUAGUGUCCAAAAUCGGCUAAAACUUAUGUAUUUAAUGGUAUGUCUGCGUCCGUAUCAUCGCUUGAUUUCAACAAAACUUCGUUUCGCUUUAUUUCUACUAUUAUUGGCAUUCAUUGUCGUCUAUUCAGUGAAGUUAUUGCAGACAUCAGCAAACAAUAACAAUAUUUCAAUAUCACAUCAUUUUGACGAUACAUUGGAUGAUCUAAAGCAUGAAUUACAAUACGCCGUUAUGGUUGACGCCGGCAGUAGUGGCAGUCGCGUCCAUAUCUAUGUUUGGCCCCCACAUAGUGGUGACACCAGACAAUUGCUUCAAAUACGAAUGCUUCACAACCCGUUAGGCAAAGAUGUUUACACUGCCAUUAAUCCCGGUUUAUCUUCGUGUGCAUCCAAGCCUUCGUCUGCUUCUGAAUAUAUCUCACCUCUUCUAACAUUUGCGGCGAACAAUAUUCCUAAAGAAAAACACAAAACAACACCUCUUUUUAUAUUAGCGACGGCUGGGAUGCGACUCUUGCCAGAAGAGACACAAAAAGCCAUUUUGAAUGACUUAAUAACCGAUAUUCCUAAGAAUUAUAGCUUUUUAUUUCCCGCAAAUCACGCCCAAGUCAUUACUGGUAAGGAAGAAGGAAUCUAUUCAUGGAUUGCCAUCAAUUACCUGAUGGGACGAUUCGACCACACGAUCGAAACCGGACCCAUCUCUCAGAUUGAUAUCAAUAAAAAUCACCUCAAAAGAGCCCAAACCAUAGGUAUGCUAGAAAUGGGCGGCGCCUCCGUUCAGAUUGCAUUUGAAAUUACAUCUGACUCUCAAUACGAAAGUCUUCAAAGUAAACACUCUAAGGAAGAAAUAAAUGAUUUGAUGUCUGAGUUUAAUUUGGGAUGUGAUGAACACGACUUCGAGCAUAACUAUAGAUUAUAUGUGACCACAUAUUUAGGUUUGGGUGCAAAUGUGGUCCGAAAUACAUAUAUAAAUGCAUUAAUAUCAUCCACUAUUAAUACACACGACCACAUCGACAACACAACAUUGGCAACGAAAGAAAUACAAUUAUUUGAUCCGUGCCUUUCACUCGACAGUAUUGAAUAUUAUAACAUUAGCCGACGUUCACGUAAUGUUAACGGUAGUACAUUGUAUGUGCAUAUCCUAAAAGGUAGCGGAGAUUUCAAUGAAUGCACCCAUAGAUUGAAACAUAUAUUAGAUCCCAGUUCUGAAUCAUUACGUCAAUGUUCAUCAAGUUUUAAUACCAGUUGUCCACUGAGACAUCUCUCACAAACCAACGCCCCCUUCGAUAACUCAGAAUUUUAUGGAUUUUCUGAAUUUUGGUAUACAAUGGAAGAUCUAUUAAGACAGGGCGGUGUUUACCAAUUCUCUAAAUUUCGCGAUUCGGCUGCACUUUAUUGUUCAACCAGUUGGUCAGUAACUAUGGAUAGAUUUAAUCGGAAACUUUAUCCAUUAGCUGACAAUAAUAGACUGUUUAAUCAAUGUUUCAAAAGUGCUUGGGUUUCAAGUAUACUACACGACGGCUUCAAAAUGCCUAAAAAUUUUGCAAAAUUCAAGUCGGCCUCAACUGUCAAUCAACAACAGGUUCAGUGGACAUUAGGAGCACUUAUUUAUAGAACCCGUUUCUUCCCUUUGAGAACCAUUGAAAAACAAUAUUCUGGAAUCAAUUACUCCAACAGUUAUACCAUAACAUCAUUUAACUUUAAUUAUGCAUUAUUUAUAUUAUGUAUGUGUGUCGUCGUCUUCUGUAUUGUUAUUUAUUUAAGACAUUUGCACAAAAUGGUCAACAAUUCUAGUAUUUAUUCAAAUAAUAAGUUAGAUUUAAAGCAUUCUAACGGUGAUAGUAAUAAUAGAUCCGAUUUAGUGAUGAUUGAAAUACCAUCAGAUAGAGAACCAUUGAUUGAUUCUUUAGCGUUUAGGUGACAAUAA